Molecule: messenger RNA, 1264 nt
Organism: Stegodyphus dumicola
Lineage: Eukaryota; Metazoa; Arthropoda; Arachnida; Araneae; Eresidae
Source: RefSeq, a predicted model, not a curated record
CAAGAAUUCUGUUCAUAAGAAAGCACUGAAGUUACAUUUUAAAUGACUUGGAAUGAGGCUAGGAAUUUGAACUUAUACUCUAUUGCAGAGGCUGAUGAGGCUGGUCGACCAAUGGAGCCAUCCCAAUUAUUUGCGGCUAAUUAUCUUCUUCUGUCUUAUUCUGAAGACAGAAUCUUUGUUUACCCUGCCGGUGGUGGAGCACACCGUUCCCCGUGACACAGUUAAUAUCAAGGGUAGUCUUUUUCCUCCUGUGCAUAUUACUGUGGAUGGUUGGCAUGAAAGACCGAAAAAGGAGACGAAAAGAGAGACAAUUAUCCUUCCGAUUGAACACAAGAAGGAGAAGAUCAUCACUGUGCCUGUGCCGGCACAACAUGAAAGUCCCGUGGAAGACACACUAGGAAAGCUCAUGUUGAUGAAAGCCAAGUUAACUGACAUGAAACUGAAGACGAAAAGAUACCAAAUGAAAAUGAUGUACAAAAAGCACAAAGCCAGAGUAAAAGCAGACAUGGAAAAAGAAAGAGAACCGAAGAAAUUCAUAGCUCCAAUAAAAUAUCCUUAUACCCCUCAACGGUUUCCAAAUCGGCUAUAUCCACAGUUCUAUGUAUUUAAUCCUGCACAGAUACCGCUGCCAGGAUUUCCUACGCUUCCAUCUGUAAUUCCUCCUCUUCCAAUACCUCCUCCUCCUCCCCUCCCCCUCCUCCUCCUCCCCCUCCACCUCCACCACCCCCCUCCACCCCCCCUCCCACCUCCUCCUCCCCCUCCUCCUCCCCCACCUCCUCCUCCACCGCCACCUCGUCCACCACCUCCACCUCCACCUCCACCACCGCCGCGGCCACCACCUCCAGGAAGACGAUGGCCUAAUGAUAAUUAUGAUUAUUACGAUAAUACACCAUCUCGUUCCAAUCAUCAGUAUAGAAGCUAUUAUAACGAGGAUUAUUACAAGCAUAAGAACGGAACGAAACGUUGGUUCACUGAGAAGAUGGAAUCGUUAAAAGACCAUGUGCACAGGAUGAAAGCUUACCACCUCGAAAAAAUGAAGUUGAAGCUAGCUAUGAAACAUAAACAUCAGCAACCUUUUCCAGUUCCUUACCCUGUUCCGGUUCCUGUACACAAACCGCCUAAGCCUGAAAAUGAAUAUGAUGUUUCUUAUUAUGAUGAACAUGAUUACGAAACAGUAAAUGACGACAAGAAAGAAGAAACGCAUGAAGAAGAAGAAGACUAUGAAUUUGAUGAAUAUGAUUAUGAUGAGGGUGAUUACGAUUAA